Molecule: messenger RNA, 1908 nt
Organism: Cannabis sativa
Lineage: Eukaryota; Viridiplantae; Streptophyta; Magnoliopsida; Rosales; Cannabaceae
Product: mulatexin
Exons: 3
Coding region: 374-1720 (448 amino acids)
Biological process (GO): chitin catabolic process; defense response to fungus; cell wall macromolecule catabolic process
Molecular function (GO): chitinase activity; chitin binding
Source: RefSeq, a predicted model, not a curated record
ACCCAACCACAAAUUAAAUGAGAUACAAUUUAUGGUUGCAAAAAAAAAAAAUAUAUAUUAUUUAAUAAUACCGUGUGCCAUAAAAUAUAGAUUGCAAAAUAAUAAUAAAAAAACAUAGCAACAACCUACACUAGACUAUAAAUAGAUAUUAAUUCUUUUCCAUUAUAGCAUAUUCCAUCCCAAAACAUAUCUCCAUGCAAAACUCAUAAAAUGAAGUUUAGCAUUUUUAUAGUUUUUUCUCUUUUUGUUUUUGUAGGGACUGUUUCUGGAGAUAAACCAGAAUGUGGAAGGGCUGUAGGUGGUGCUGUUUGUCCAAAUAAUCUUUGUUGUAGCUAUUGGGGUUUUUGUGGUAGCACACCUCCCUAUUGCAAAAAUGGUUGCCAAAGUCAGUGUUCACCUUCACCCCCACUGCCUAGAAACCCAGAAAGACCAGAUCACAGAUGUGGACCUAAUGUUGGCAACACCCCAUGUAAUCCCGAUAGGUGUUGCAGCAUACACGGGUAUUGUGGCAGCACAGCUGCUUAUUGCGAAGGAUCUAGUUGUGACUAUCAGUGUUGGAAGAGUCCAAGCCCACCACCACCAAGUCCACCACCUCCGAGCCCACCUCCACCCAGCCCACCACCUCCGAGCCCACCACCUCCGAGCCCACCUCCACCCAGCCCACCACCUCCAAGCCCACCACCGCCUAGCCCACCUCCGCCCAGCCCACCUCCACCCAGUCCACCACCGCCCAGCCCACCUCCACCCAGCCCACCACCUCCCGAGCCCACCUCCACCCAGUCCACCACCUCCAAGCCCACCACCACCUGCAAAUCCAGAAAGACCAGAUCACAGAUGUGGGCCUUCAACUGCCAACAAUCCAUGUAAUCCAGGAAGGUGUUGCAGCAGCUAUGGUUGGUGUGGUAGCACAUACAAAUAUUGCAGCGGAGCAGUUUGUCGAUACCAAUGUUGGGGUGGAGAACGUUGGAUUGAUCUCCCUCGUGCUUUGCUCCAACAUGACAAUACUACCACUAGUAAUAAUAAUGUUAUUAGCAACAUUAUUAGUGAACCAAUUUUCAACGAAAUGUUUAAGCAUAGGAAAGAUUGUCCAAGUCGAGGUUUCUAUGAUUACCAGUCUUUUGUCAUUGCUGCUGCUUCUUUUUCUGAUUUUUGUACUACUGGUGAUGUGGCAACUCGUAAGAGAGAACUUGCAGCUUUCUUUGCUCAUACAUCUCAAGCAACUACAGGAGAAUGGACUAGUACAAUCGAUUCAUAUGCAUGGGGACUUUGUUUUAUCAAUAGAACUGCCGGUGAUGAUGAUUAUUGUACAUCUUCUCAUUGGUCAUGUGCUUCCAACAAAACAUAUAAUAGUCGAGGACCUUUUCAACUUACUCACAACUACAACUAUGGGCUUGCUGGUGGAGCAGUGGGAGUAGACUUGAUAAACGACCCUGAUUUGGUAGCAACAGACUCAGUUGUGUCCUUUAAAACAGCCAUAUGGUAUUGGAUGAAUCAACAUGACAACAACCCUUCACUCCAUGACAUGGUUAUCAAUGCUAAUUCAGGAACUCAUAAUCAAGUACUCCCGACUUAUGUUAAUACCAAUAAUGCCAGCAAAAACACUGUUGGGUACUAUAAAAGAUAUUGUGACAUGUUAGAAGUCAGCUAUGGAGAUUACUUAGACUAUUAUCUGUCUGACUUUCCAAAUGCUUCUGGCAUUUUUAUGCCUGUCCAGAUCUGAUAAAAUCAUUUAGAGGCCGGUAAAAACAACACUAGCUUUAUUAUGGAAUAAGAAAGUUUUAUAUAUUGGCCUCAUACGUGUUACAAUAUUUUACUAUUGCAUCAAAUAAUAAGGAGCCAAUUAUUUGGUAUAAUGUUCAUUGAGCUUUUAUGCAUUUUGAUUGAAUAAAUAAGUGAUUCUCUCUUUAA